AUGGCUACUUCAAUUUCUGCAACUGGGUUUCAAGGUGGUUUUUGUGCUUCUUCUCAUGGAAGUUGGAAAUCAUCCAUGGCUGGUGAAGAUUACACCAUGCUGGCCAAGUCCGUGCCAACCCGUGUUCGAGUCGGAAGGCCGGUGAGAUCAGUGCCAAUGAUGAAGAACGUCAAUGAAGGAAAGGGUCUUUUUGCUCCGGCGGUGGUUGUGACGCGUCAGAUUAUCGGCAAGAAGACGUUCAACCAGCUAAGGGGCAAAGCAAUUGCUUUACACUCGCAGGUAAUCACAGAAUUCUGCAAAUCAAUCGGGGCAGAUCCAAAACAACGACAAGGAUUGAUUCGGCUGGCAAAGAAGAAUGGAGAGAGACUUGGAUUCCUUGCAUGA
Ilex paraguariensis (yerba mate) is the source of this 384-nucleotide messenger RNA. The record is from the annotation of a GenBank genome assembly. NCBI's taxonomy places the organism in Eukaryota, Viridiplantae, Streptophyta, Magnoliopsida, Aquifoliales, Aquifoliaceae.